AUGAAGGUCACCUUUGCUGCCACCAGUGCUCUCCUCCUCAGCGGUUUCGCCACUGCAGCGCCCUUCACAGAGCGACGUCGCCAGGCUAUGGAACGUCGUCUUUCAAACAGAAGGUCGGCCGAUCAAAGCAGGACUGGUCAACCACUCGCUGUGAACUACACCACUUUGGACGACAGAAUAAAGAUCGAGAAGAGCAAGAAUGCUCAGUACUCCUCGAACUGGGCGGGAGCCGUGGAGAUCAGCACAAGUAUAACUCAAGUCGAGGGCACCGCCAACUUUCCGGAGGUGUCAGUACCUACAGGUGGAAAUAGCAACACUGAAUACGGCGGAUCUGCUUGGGUUGGUAUCGAUGGCGAUACGUGCUCUACCUCAAUCCUUCAAACUGGUGUCGACUGGGUGAUUCAAGGUGGACAAGCUCAAUACGCCGCUUGGUAUGAAUGGCUGCCAGAAUACUCCUACAACUUCGACAUCACGGUCAACCCAGGCGACGAAAUCUUCAUGAAAGUCGUCGCCAACUCGAAGACCAGUGGCACCGCAUACAUCACCAACAACUCAACCGGCGAAUCCGUCUCCCACACCUUCAGCGGCGAGACGGCGCUCUGCGAAGAGAACGCCGAAUGGAUCGUGGAAGACUUCGAGACGGUUGACAGCUCCGGCAACGCCGAGCUCAUCCCCUUUGCGAAGUUCAGCACCGUGACGUUCGAGGGCGCGUCGUAUGUCCAUGGAGGCACGACGUCGGGGAUCUCGGGGGCGAGUAUUAUGGAUAUUCAGCAGGAUGGAAAGGUUCUUACGAGUUGUUCGACGUCUGGGGAGGAUGAGGUCGUUUCAUGA
Molecule: messenger RNA, 831 nt
Organism: Zasmidium cellare ATCC 36951
Lineage: Eukaryota; Fungi; Ascomycota; Dothideomycetes; Mycosphaerellales; Mycosphaerellaceae
Exons: 5
Coding region: 1-831 (276 amino acids)
Biological process (GO): proteolysis
Molecular function (GO): glutamic-type endopeptidase activity
Source: RefSeq, a predicted model, not a curated record